GGUUCAAGGCACCAAGACCGUGGAAGACUACCACUAGAAGAUGGAAACUUUGAUGAUCAAGGCCGAUGUGGACGAGCCCAUGGACGCUACUAUGGCUAGGUUCUUAUUCGGCCUCAACCGAGACAUCUAAGACCAAAUGGAGCUUCAAGAGUAUGGAACCGUGGAGCAGAUGUUGCAAAAGGCCAUCUUGAUCAAACAACAGGUCAAAAGAAAGAGCGACUCAAAGCCGACCUUUACUCUUAAGCCGUCCUUUGCUCCUAAGCCAAGUUAUCAAGACAAAGGUAAGUCUUCUUCCACAACAAUUACAGCUUUAAAAACUGAUGUUCCUGCUCGUGUUGACAAAGGAAAAGCUAUUAAGAAUCCUAGCCGUGCAAGAGACAUCAGAUGCUUCAAGUGUCAAGAUCUAGGACACUAUGCCAACAAAUGUCCGAACCAAAGAGUAAUGAUUCUCAUGGAGAAUGGAGAGGUUGAGUCCGAGGAUGAACAGGGGGACAAGGAGGAUCUUGGUCCUAUCUUUGAUGAGGAAGAGGAGUCCUUCGACUACCCACAUCACGGACCAUUGCUCGUUGCUAGGAAGGCUUGGAACGAUCCCAUCUUUGAUGAGACGGACGGCCACACGGACGACGAUCUUGGCCCGGCCUUUGACACUGAUUCUGAGCCAAUCUUUGAUGAGGAGGACAGCUUUGACCACCCAGCUUAUGGACCACUAUUGGUCACUAGACGUUCCUUGAGUGUUCAGCCCAAAACCAAUGAAAAAGAACAAAGGGAGAAUCUCUUUCAUUCUCGUUGUUUAAUCUCUGAAAAAUUUUGUUCUUUGAUCAUUGAUGGUGGGAGUUGUACUAAUGUUGCUAGUGAUACUCUUGUCAGGAAGCUAGGGCUAGGUACUCGACCUUUUUCUCGUCCUUUCAGGUUGGAAUGGCUCAAUGAAACCGGUGAGCAGUAUGUAAAGGAACAAGUCAUGAUCCCUCUUACCAUUGGACGAUAUGAGGAUGAGGUUGUUUACAACGUUCUUCCUAUGGACGCUUGUCACAUCCUUCUGGGCCGUCCAUGGCAGUUUGAUAAGAGAGCCAUCCAUGAUGGCUUCACAAACCGACACUCCUUCGACCAUAAAGGAAAGAAGUUCACGCUGGUGCCUUAGUCUCCAUUAGAGGUUCACCAAGAUCAGGUCCAACUCAAGAAGAACCGCGACCAGGAACCUAAGCCGGACGAGCCUGAGUCAUCUCAACGGAACUCCAACUUCUUCAUAAAAAAAAGUCAGGUCAAGAGGUCUCUCUACUCUCAAAAGCCAUUUCUUUUACUUGUGUAUAAAGAAUCUCUUAUGGCUUCACCUUCUUCUGACCUUGCACCGGAGAUUCCGAGUGAGUUUCUAGAUGUUUUGCAGGAUUUUCUGAUGUUUUUCCAGAUGAGAAUCCUAAGGGAUUGCCACCAGUGCGAGGCAUAGAACAUCAGAUUGAUUUUGUUCCGGAGCAUCUCUACCGAGCCGGCCAGCCUAUAGAACCAAUCCAGUGGAGACCAAGGAACUUCAGAAGCAGAUUGGUGAUCUUCUGGAGAAAGGCUACAUCCGGGAGAGCCUUAGCCCUUGUUUUGUGCCAGUCCUCCUAGUGCCCAAAAAGGAUGGAUCUUGGCGCAUGUGUGUGGACUGUCGUGCCAUCAGCAACAUUACGGAAAGUAUAGGCAUCCCAUUCCUAGGCUUGAUGACAUGCUAGAUGAGGUGGAUGGUUCGUCAGUAUUCUCUAAGAUUGAUUUAAAAAGUGGCUAUCACCAAAUUAGAAUGAAAGCAUGUGAUGAGUGGAAAACUGCAUUUAAGACGGAACUAGGAUUGUAUGAGUGGCUUGUCAUGCCAUUUGGUCUUACUAAUUCACCUAGCACUUUUAUGCGUUUGAUGAAUCAUAUCUUAAGGUCUUUCAUUGGUCAUUUCGUGGCUGUUUACUUUGAUGAUAUUCUUAUCUACAGCAAGAACCUUGAUGACCAUAAGAUGCACUUGAAAUCUGUUCUUGAUGUUCUACGGAAAGAAAAACGUUUUGCAAAUCUUGGAAAAUGCUCUUUUGGAACAGAUCACGUGGUGUUCUUAGGCUUUGUUUUAGGUGAUAAUGGACUUAGAGUGGACGAGGAAAAGAUCAAAGCCAUCCGAGAUUGGCCGAGUCCAACGACCGUGGGCGAAGUAAGGAGUUUACAUGGUCUGGCCGGCUUCUACAGACGAUUCGUCCAGAAGCCCAUUGAAGUGAUCAAGAAGAACAUUGGGUUCCGCUUACUGAAGUGAUCAAGAAGAACAUUGGGUUCAAGUGGGAACAAGCCCAAAAAGAGGCAUUCCAGAUUCUAAAAGGAAAGUUAACUCAAGCUCUUUUGCUUACUCUUCCUGAUUUCUCUAAAACUUUUGAGAUUGAAUGUGAUGCUUCGAGUGUUGGUAUUGGUGCUAUUCUGAUGCACGAUAGGAAACCCAUUGCUUAUUUCAGUGAGAAACUUGGAGGAGCCACGCUCAACUACCCCACUUAUGACCAGGAGUUGUAUGCUUUGGUGAGGGCUCUUCAAACAUGGCAUCAUUAUCUUUGGCCAAAAGAGUUUAUGAUCCACACGGAUCAUCAGUCCUUGAAACAUCUUAACCACAUGGUUUCAUUGUAUUUUUCUUUCUCCAAUCAAGAUUCUGAACCAUAUAUACUCUUUUUGCGUUGUCAAUUUGAACUGAAAUUGGUAUCAUAUACGUUUAAAUAUUGUCUGACUGGAAUAUUUUGAAAACCACGUUAAGCCUUGUUUCUAGAUAAUUUAAUAUCCGCGUGUUAGUGUAGUCCAAUUUAUUAGAAUACAAUAUUGAUAGGCUUGGAUCACUGAAACUUAAGCUCACAUCCUUUUCUUCAGCUUGCGAGGUUUUGAGAUGCAUCGCUUCGUGUUAAGAGAAGAUCUACACAUCAGAUCCAGACUCUCUGAUUCAUCAUCUGCAAUGGCUCUUGGGUUACUUCAGAUCCUAGUUAUCAAGAAGAAGUAAGUAUACAUUUCUUAAACUUAUAGACUAUGAAAUGAAUGUAUUAUCCAUUCUUAAUUCAUAAGCUUAGACAGCUGAACCUUUUUUAUUGUUUUUUUAAUAGUAUUCAUGAUUUUUCUAUCAUUUUAUCCGUGGUGUACAUGUACUGCUCAUUGGACACCAAACUCCGGAGACAUGAGUGUACUUCAAUACGAAGAAGUAAAAAUGCAGAAACGGUCGGAAUCAUGUUCCUCUAGCACAAGCGCAGUGACUGGUGAAAUGGCUUUACAUUGGAUGCUUCUUGGUCCCAAUGGCUGUGUGGAUAAUAGUACCCUUUCUAAAGGCAU
This is a messenger RNA of Brassica napus (rape), 3303 nucleotides long. RefSeq lists its product as uncharacterized. The record is from RefSeq and is a predicted model, not a curated record. Lineage: Eukaryota; Viridiplantae; Streptophyta; Magnoliopsida; Brassicales; Brassicaceae. The transcript is spliced from 2 exons. The coding region runs from base 137 to 1138 and encodes 333 amino acids. Gene Ontology annotation, molecular function: nucleic acid binding; zinc ion binding.